GUUCCUAAAUUAACCACGGCAGUGGUUCACUUAAUAACUGAUCGUAAAAGGGGGCAGAACUCACUCAGCGGCAGAAACGAUGGGCUCGAUUAUGGUUGUUAGUUGAGGACUACCUACAUUAGGUAACCUGUUUUUUGGACAACAAAGGGGGACGUGUGGUUGUACAGCAUCAUUGUGUCCGUAGUACCUUCUGAAAUCCCGUCUCUCUCCCCCUGAUUUGUUAGUGCUCAACAAGGACAUCGGUACAUGUCGUACCAUGACCAUCACGGGGACUCUGAAGCGGCCGUCCCUGCAGGACGAGGAGAAGCUGAAGCUCAACCACCAGAAGGGCUCCUCCAACUUCAACAGUCUUCCAGCCAACGUCUCCAAGCUGCACCUCCAGAGUUCCCCACACUACCUGGGCGCCAUCAACCUCAACGACUUCAGCAACCACACCUUGACUUUGAAGAAGGACAAAAGCCAACCUCCAAAAUCCAUCUACAUCUGUGAUGGAGACAUCUUCAAGAAGCUGGAUUCGGAGCUCUCGCGGGCACAGGAUCAAACCAGGGACGCCAGCUACGUCAUCCUGCCCACCAACACCUCCACCUUGAGGCCCAAGCCGCCUCCGCCACCACCCCCUCCUCCCCCUCCGCCGCCGCCCCCCAAGGAUGACACCAAGUACAGCAUCAACAUUGACCAGAUGCCCCAGACGAGACUUAUCCACCUCAGUAUGGCCACAGAUCCGGGCUUUGUGGUCAAGAGCCCCCCAAGAGAACCCACAGGAGGGAUGAGCUGUGUGGAAGGGCAAGUGUCUUCGAUGAUGCAGCAGCAACCGUUGUCUCCUCCGUUGGUCAAUAAAUCCGCGGACUCACAGAUGCCCAACAGUUUGUGCGACACGCUCAAGACCAGUAAUCCUAGAAAAUCAUGCACACAAGAAAACGUCACCAAGACAUGUUCCAGGACCUGAACCGGAAGCUGCAACAUGCAGAGAAGGAGAAAGAAUCUCCACCAAUGGAGACU
Molecule: messenger RNA, 999 nt
Organism: Thamnophis sirtalis
Lineage: Eukaryota; Metazoa; Chordata; Lepidosauria; Squamata; Natricidae
Source: RefSeq, a predicted model, not a curated record